AUAAACACAUUCUCAUUUCCAAUUUCUUUUUUUUCUUGUCCUCCUCCUUCUUCUUCUUCUCUUCUUUCUUUCUCUCUCUCUCUCUGGCGCACACACUCUUCACGUUCCAUUUUCUUCAACCCAAAAAAAUCAAAAAAAUCAAAAAAAGAAAAAUAAAUACCAUUAGAUCAUCUGUAUUUGCAUCGGUUUGGCUCUGGAAAUUCACGUCUUCUGCAAUCGGAAGCGGAGAUUUGGGGAGGAGGAAGACGAAGAAAGGAGGAGAAAUAAGGGGGCAUAUUGAGGAGGAAGAAAAAGCCCUCAAGUUCUCACUAUGCCUCCUUCUAGAUCUUAGCUUUAUACUGAAGAAUUCCCAUCUGGGUUGUCGUUAAUCGGAAGAAAUCGAUUUGGGUAUUGUUGUUUCUGCUAAUUCAGUUUGUUCCUUUUGGCUUGACAAGUUUUGGGGCCUGAUUUCGGAGCUGGGUUAACCGGGAUCCGAUGUUUCUGGAUUGAAUCGGAGCUCAUCCAAGAGGUUUCAGAUAUACAGAUAGCUCUGUGGGUUAUUGUACAAUCUGACCCAAAGGAAAAUGCAAUCCGAUCUUGGGAAAUUGUUUGUUGGUGGAAUUUCUUGGGACACAAAUGAGGAACGCCUCAAGGGGUACUUCAGUAGUUUUGGAGAAGUUCUGGAGGCAAUGAUAAUGAAGGAUCGAAGCACGGGGCGCGCCCGUGGCUUCGGUUUCAUUGUCUUUGCUGAUCCGGCAGUGGCAGAGAAAGUCAUUAAGGAGAAACACAGUAUUGAUGGUAGGAUGGUUGAGGCAAAAAAGGCUGUUCCAAGGGAUGACCAGAGCACCAUGAGUAGAAGCAGUAGCAGCAUUCAGGGUUCUCCUGGUCCAGGACGCACUAGGAAGAUAUUUGUUGGAGGAUUGGCUUCGACGGUCACAGAAAGCGACUUCAAGAAGUAUUUUGAGCAGUUUGGGACUAUCACAGAUGUUGUGGUGAUGUAUGAUCACAACACUCAGAGGCCAAGAGGCUUUGGGUUUAUCACGUACGAUUCAGAGGAUGCGGUGGACAAAGUGUUGCUUAGAACUUUCCAUGAGCUAAAUGGUAAAAUGGUUGAGGUCAAGCGGGCAGUCCCCAAAGAGUUGUCGCCAGGUCCUACCCGAAGCCCACUUGGUGGGUAUAAAUAUAGCCUGAGUAGGGUCAAUAACUUCCUAAGUGACUAUAGUCAAGGGUACUCUCCAAAUGCUGUUGGGGGUUAUGGCCUGAGAAUGGAUGGCAGGUUCAAUCCGAUUCCUGGUGAUCGAAGUGGAUUUGCUGCUUCAUUUGGUUCUGGUUAUGGAAUGGGUUUGAACUUCGAACCAGGGUUGAACCCAAAUUUUGGAGGAAGUGCAAAUUUCAACAAUGCUCUCGACUAUGGACGGGGAAUGAAUCCUUAUUAUAUCAGUAAUUCGAACAGGUUCAGUAAUCCAGUUGGAUAUGAUGGAGGGAAUGGUGGAAAUGCUUCCUUUUUUAGCUCCGGGACUCGAAAUUUGUGGAGGAAUGGAGGGCUUAAUUACGGAACAAACUCAGCAGGCUCGAGUGCCUAUAUUGGGUCUGGAAGUGGAAGCAUUGGAGGUGCCUUCGCUGAUGGGGGGCUUAGUUGGGGUUCAACUCCCAUUUCUCCCCAAGGUGGAGGUAACAUUUCUAAUCAUGGUGGGAAUCUUGGUUACCGUGUUGGUAAUAGCAGCUAUGAUUUGGGAGGGGGAAGCUAUGGAAGAAAUGCUGCAACUAAUGGGCCCCCUUCAUCAUCCUAUGCUACAUCAAAUGGCGGUGAUGCAGCUUUUGGAGACUUCUAUGGUGGUAAUUCAGUUUAUGGGGAUUGGCUGUCAAAAGACUCUGAGAUAGAGGCAUCUGCUUCAUUUGGCUUUGGGCUCGGCAAUGGAAUUUCUGAUGGUCCUGUGGAAAGUUCCCCAAGCUAUGUUGGUGGUUAUAGUACUAAGAGGCAGGCAAACAGAGGAUUCGUUGGCUAGGAGGAUAUCAAAUACCAGUUUGUUUUAGUAGGCGAAGAAAUUCAGUGUAGCCGGUGAACUGUGAAUUUUGCAAACUCCCUCAUGGAUAUGUCUCGGUCAAAAGUUGAAACUCAUCAUCUUAGCUAGAGCUAACCUGGGGUGCCUGUUCUGAAGAAUUUAGGAUAGAAGUUACGAGGGAUUUUGUGUUAAGGAUUGAGUUUUGUGUUACAGUUUUAGGGUUUCUUUUUGGUAUUUGAGUGAGAUGUAAAAUCAGACUGCGGCAUAUAGUAAGAAAUGUAUCAUGCAUCUCUGGUGGGGCGAUGAUACAUACAAAUUAUAGACUACGAUUUUGGAUUUCAUUUCUAGUUUAUGGUUUCUUGCAACCAUGUUCUCUGCAAGGAUGCAGGUGUUUAUCAGGUAAUCCCUGUUUUUCUUGUUAACUUUCUUAUGUUUUGCUUUUCCUGGAAUUGUAAUACAGGUUGUUGUGAUUUACCAUUAUCAAACAUUUAAGAUUACCCACCUAGGGUCCUAAUGAAUAAGUUGCCACUUUUUUUGUU
Messenger RNA from Diospyros lotus (date-plum), 2521 nucleotides. Its product is annotated as heterogeneous nuclear ribonucleoprotein 1. The coding region runs from base 564 to 1985 and encodes 473 amino acids. The transcript has 4 exons. NCBI's taxonomy places the organism in Eukaryota, Viridiplantae, Streptophyta, Magnoliopsida, Ericales, Ebenaceae. Gene Ontology annotation, molecular function: RNA binding. The record is from RefSeq and is a predicted model, not a curated record.